This is a messenger RNA of Gamsiella multidivaricata, 1261 nucleotides long. RefSeq names its product elongation factor TS-domain-containing protein. Gene Ontology annotation, molecular function: protein binding; translation elongation factor activity. The transcript is spliced from 2 exons. Gene Ontology annotation, biological process: mitochondrial translational elongation. Bases 62 to 1222 code for a protein of 386 amino acids. NCBI's taxonomy places the organism in Eukaryota, Fungi, Mortierellomycota, Mortierellomycetes, Mortierellales, Mortierellaceae. Gene Ontology annotation, cellular component: mitochondrial matrix. The record is from RefSeq and is a predicted model, not a curated record.
AACUCAACAAGGCACCCUUGACCCUUCCUCCUUCCGCUCCCCAUUACCUUCGUUUGCCACCAUGCUCCGCUCACUGCUGCGCCCAACUGCCAGCGCAUUCAAGGCUGUCCCUGUUUCGCACCAUCUCAUCCUUCGUCAUGCCUCUUCUGCGUCCACACCUGCAGUCAAGCCUAACAUCAAGCUGAUCGCCGAGAUUCGUAAGGCGAUCGAGGGUGUCUCCAUGAUGAAGGCCAAGGAGGCUCUUGUCCAGACCAACAACGAUUUCGAAAAGGCUCUCGAAUGGGUCCGUGAGGACGAGGCCAAGGCCGGUAUUAAGAAGGCCGAAAAACUCAAGGAUCGACAGGCCAUGGAGGGUCUCGUCGGUGUUGUCGUGGGCGAAGUCGCUGAGCAUGGCAACCGUGGAGCCAUUGUCGAGGUCAACUGCGAAACCGACUUUGUCUCGAGAAACGACCUCUUCAAGAGCCUCGUCAGCCAGAUCGCCUCAACUGCCCUUCUGGUUGUCGACCCAUCCUCCGCUGGACUAGCUGCCGAUCAGAAGGGUCUCGCCCAGGAAGUCUCAAUCGCCGACCUAUUGCAGGCUCCCAUCCUCCCCGACCCCACCCCCGCCGCUGCAGGAUCAGACGCGCCAGCAACAUCAGCAGCACCACAGGAAUUCGCCACUGUCCAAGAGUCUAUCACCAAAAUGGUCGCCAAGCUGGGCGAAAACAUCUCCCUGCGUCGCUGUGCUGUCAUUAACAUUCCGGAGAACCAGCGCGGCCUCGUCCUGACUGGAGGAGCAACCCACGGAGGCGACAAGCACCCUUACACUGGAAAGAUGGGCGCACUCUCUGUCUUGACCCUGGUUUCGAAGCAGGGAGGAUCCAAGAAGGUCGUUCCUUCGGAGGCUGUCACUACCCUGUCCAGACAAUUGACCCGCCACUUGAUCGCCUCACCUUCGAUUACUAUUCAUCAGGAAGACUGCAAGAUCCCCUUAGAGAUCUCGAACGGUGGACAUGCACCCCCAGAGGAGGUUGAUGCCUGGCUGGACGAGAGAGUAUUGAUGCGUCAGCCUUUUAUCUUUGGAGGAGGAAAGGUCGAGCAGGUGAUCGCCAAGGUCGCCAAGGAUGAGGGCUUAAGGAUCAAGGUCGUGGAUGCCUUGCGGUGGGAGAGGGGUGAGGGCAUGGUCAAGGCGGAGACACCAGACUUUGCUGAGGAGGUUAGGCGCCAGAUCGAAAACAAAUAGACGCACUCAUGUAUAGACAAAAUAUAUUUUACUUCACUU